Amphiprion ocellaris (clown anemonefish) is the source of this 882-nucleotide messenger RNA. RefSeq lists its product as uncharacterized. NCBI's taxonomy places the organism in Eukaryota, Metazoa, Chordata, Actinopteri, Pomacentridae. The record is from RefSeq and is a predicted model, not a curated record. The transcript is spliced from 4 exons. Bases 55 to 684 code for a protein of 209 amino acids.
CAGCUGCUGGACCUUGAAUACCAAGCAAGACGGGCUUACAUUGACUCUGAUGUUAUGAAGGAGCACGACAGACCUACCAAGAUUCUUCAAGCAUAUCCCUGCUUCAGAGAAGUGGAUCAUAUAAUGGAUGAACUGCAGCGGAUCCUCAAUCAAGGAAACCCCCACUUCAUAUCUGAACUGAAGAACCGCUGGAGGACCUUUUGUGAGAAGAUCCAGUUUUAUGGAGUUUUCAAAAAAGUCAUGAGACCUCCACUGGCAGAUAAAGUAAAGCAAGCGGUUGCGAUGAUGAAGGCUUUGCCAGACAUCUUCCCAUCACCCACUGUUCCACCCAAGAAGUUGGGGCAUGCAAGUGAGGCCAUGCUUCACAUCCUUGAGUCUGUGGAAGACCCCAACACCUUUCUGAAUGCAAGACCACUCUCCAGCCCUGUGGUGAUCGUCUGUGAGAGCAACUGCAUUCUGGCCAUCGGAACCAUGCCUGUGCUGAUCUUCCCAAAGGAGGACAUCUCUGACAGUGCGAUGUACAUCAUGGCAUGCUACUACACCUUUCACCUCACAUACCCCAAGUGCUUAGCCACACUCCUCUCUGUGCUGCAGACAGAAGUCCUCAUGGAUGCCAUCCAUGACCAAGACAUGACUUCUUCAUAUAAAAAAGCUAUGGCUGAGUGGAGGAAGUUCACUGAGUAGGUUUGUACAUUGACCUCCAGUUCCAGUAAGUGUUGGAUGAGCCGGUUUGUUCAGGUCUCAGCGGUCUCUGCGUUUGUUCAGGUCUCCUAAUACUCUUUCACAGCACUUUCUUGUGUAGAAUGUUUUUGAUACAGUUUACAUAGCUGUUUUCACACUGUUUAUUCAGCCUUUCGAUGACCAGUAAGUGUAAUGUUUUAC